AUGAACUUCUCGAUUCCAGGAAGAGGCCUAGUGGGUGAAGCUGGAAUUCUAUACAUGGAGUAUCUUGUUGCAUCUAGGACUCCACUGCUGUCGGCCCCUCAUGAGAGUCUAAUGGAGGAUCUGGUUUGGCGACGUUUACGAGUGUGCCUGUCUAAAUCGUACUGGUUUACAUUAGCUGCCUUAGUAUGUCAAAAUAUCGAACACAAAAGAGAAGAAGAAUAUAUGAAGGCUAUGGAGUUUUUGUAUUCCCAACUUUCCUUGGAUUCUGGUGCUGACUAUUCUUGCAUGGUCUUCGACAACACCUUAGCUGAGCUCUUGUCCGAUGUCUACGAAAGAAAUCAUAUGCAACCUAGCUCAGAUUUGCUGUUCUCGUAUGCGUAUAGAAGCUGUAUGAAUCCUGAAGGUCGAGAUGUGCUGGCACGAGAACAAUCCAGGAGAGGUCAACGAUUACUACGAACACUCGCCGCUCAGUUGUUUGAUACACAUUUUUGA
Messenger RNA from Cylicostephanus goldi, 492 nucleotides. The record is from the annotation of a GenBank genome assembly. NCBI's taxonomy places the organism in Eukaryota, Metazoa, Nematoda, Chromadorea, Rhabditida, Strongylidae.